UUGACUGACUGUUUCAGGGAUAUGAAAUGUGUGCCAAAGAAAUUGAAACGUUAAAGGAAGAAGUGAGCAGGCUUUUGGCAAUUGAAAAACCCAUGAUGGAGAAAUUCAAUCUUAUAGAUAAUAUAGAACGACUUGGCAUCUCGUAUCACUUUGGCGACAAGAUUGAAGACCAACUACAAGAAUAUUAUGAUGCUUACACCAACUUUGAGAAGCAUGCAGAGUGUGAUUUAUCGAUUGCAGCACUUCAAUUCAGACUGUUCAGGCAACAUGGUUUCAAUAUAUCUUGUGGCAUCUUUGAUGGGUUCCUUGAUGCUAAUGGUAAGUUUAAGGAAUCUUUAUGCAAUGACAUAAAGGGUCUCCUAAGUCUUUAUGAAGCUGCUCAUGUCAGAACACAUGGUGAUAAAAUUUUAGAAGAAGCCCUUUUUUUCACAACUACUCAUCUGACACGGGAAAUUCCCAAUGUGGGUUCUACUCUUGCAAAAAAAGUGAAACAUGCCCUUGAGCAGCCAUUGCAUAAGGGCAUCCCAAGAUAUGAGGCUUAUUGUUAUAUCUCCAUGUAUGAAGAAGAUGAGUCUAGUAACAGGUUGCUGCUAAGGCUUGCCAAAUUGGAUUACCACUUGUUGCACAUGUUGUAUAAAGAAGACCUUUCUGAGAUAAUCAGGUGGGGGAAGGAAUUGGACAUCAUAUCGAAGGUUCCAUACGCAAGGGACAGAAUUGUGGAGUGCAACUUUUGGGCUGUUGGAACCUAUUAUGAACCUCAUUAUUCUCUUGCUCGAAUGACUUUGACAAAAGCAACAGUCUUGGCUGGAAUGAUUGAUGAUACCUAUGAUGCGUAUGGCACCCUAGAUGAACUCAAAAUUUUUACGGAAGCUGUAGAAAG
Coffea eugenioides is the source of this 880-nucleotide messenger RNA. RefSeq names its product viridiflorene synthase-like. The record is from RefSeq and is a predicted model, not a curated record. The transcript has 3 exons. Gene Ontology annotation, molecular function: terpene synthase activity; magnesium ion binding. NCBI's taxonomy places the organism in Eukaryota, Viridiplantae, Streptophyta, Magnoliopsida, Gentianales, Rubiaceae. The annotation marks the transcript as partial.